UUCAUGCUCUGCUUAAUUUUCUAUAAAAUGGCAAAAAUCCAUUGAAAAAUAUCAUUUAGUGUUUUUUCUUCGAAGUGAACGGAACUCUAAAAAAUGGCACGAGCAAAAUCUGAAUUUAAGCAGCAGAAAAAUAUUCCAAUCAAAAAUAAAAAAAUAAAAAAAAAUAAAAUAGUGAAACCACAAAAAAUAAAAAGCAAUCCCAAGAAAUUUGUGAGACUUGCUAAUGAAUCAAUGCAGUCACAAGUGAAAGCAGCAGCAGGGAAUCAAGAAAAGAAAUCGCUUUGCGUCAAGCGCAAACAACAAGAUGUGGACAACGGGGUGAAGAAGUUUAAGAAUAACAAGGAUCAAGCAAUAAUUCGAGUGCAUAAUUCUAAUAACAAUAUUCAGAAAGAGAUAAAAGAUUCUUCAUUGAAACUCAUAAAAAGCAGCGGUUUAUUGAAACAAGACAAUCUUAAGAUACAAUCUCUAGCUGCCAAGAAGAAGUCAGUUGUGAAGAUGGCAAAAGUCGAGACGUCAGAGCAGAAUACCGAUAUAAAGAAAAUUGAUAUUAAAUCGUCACAUUGCUCUGAAAGUAUUGAGAAAAUUCCUUCAGCGCAGCAAGUAACGGGAUGUCGGAAAGGAAAAAAUGAAAUAUUAAAACAGAAGUUGGAAAACACUAAGCAAGAGCCAACUCAACCAAAUCCAAGUAAACAAAAGACGGUCGCUGGCAGCAGCAAAGAUAAUUUUACACAACUGGAUAACGCGGAAAAGAUUCUCUUAGUACAGAAUGUUCGAUCUCGUCGUCGUAAGAAACAAGCUAUGUCCCAGAUAGUUACUCAACUGUCUACAGUCAAGCACGGAUUUCCAAAUAACAAAAAUAGUUCAGAAGAGGUGGAAAACAUGAAGCCAACUCAACCUCAACCGAAAUUGAAGGAGAAAUCGGUCCAAAAAGCAAAAAAUGUAAAAGAGAUCGUUGUCGACCCGAUAUCAGACACUUAUUUAUUCGGAUCGCUUAAAGUAAAGCAAGGCGGAAUCCACAAGAAGGAUAAGCUAGAUGAUUGCUUGGAAAAUUUGAAAAAACAAAAGUAUCUAAGCAUUGUGCAACAGCCAAUCCAGCAAACAACUAAUUCUCUAAAGAAGAAAUCUGACACAUCGCUACACGCAAAUCAACAGCAGAAUGAACAGUUCAAUUGUGAAAAGAUUCCGAAAGAAAAUGGAGAUAUGGAGAAUUCAAAAAGAUCCAAGCCACAAAACCUUGCUCAGGAGCCAAUUAAACCGGAGGCAAUUGAAAAAUCUCAAUCUGGGUUAUUCCCGAAGAUUUCUCCUGUUAAGAAAGUGAAAAUUGGAAAACAGGAUAAAAAAACUAACUUCGAGAAAAAAUCUAAGGAAAAGCAGGUCAAUUUCAGUGAAAAGUUUAAAAGCAUUUCACAGAAUCAAAUGGUUAAUAAUGUCGGACAAAAGAAAACUGAAGAAGAUAAGCAGAACAUUUUGAAAGAAAUUCAAGAUAACCUCGAAAAGAAAUCCAGAGGAUCCAACCCAGAAAGUAUUGCCCAGAAAUCAAUCAAAGAGAAGGACUCCGAUAGUUCGCAAUCUGGGUUAAAGAAAAAAAAGAAGCAUGACAAAUGCGAAAUGAUUUCAAAAGGAUCCAAGCCAGAAAACAAAGCUUUGAAGUCAAUCAAAAGGAAGAAGGCAGAGUCAUCGCAGACUGGGUUAAUCGAAGAGAUUGUUACAGUAAAGCAAGUUCAAUUUCAGAAACAGGAUCAUGAUAGUUGUGAGAAGAAAUCUGAAGACAAGCAGGUCAACUUCAGUAAAGAGCUUAAAAGCAUUUCACAGAAGCAAAUGAUUAAUAUUGCCGAACAGAAGAAAACUGAAGAAGAUAAACAGAACAUUUUGAAAGAAAUUCAAGAUAACCUCGAAAAGAAAUCCAGAGGAUCCAACCCAGAAAGUAUUGCCCAGAAAUCAAUCAAAGAGAAGGACUCCGAUAGUUCGCAAUCUGGGUUAAAGAAAAAAAAGAAGCAUGACAAAUGCGAAAUGAUUUCAAAAGGAUCCAAGCCAGAAAACAAAGCUUUGAAGUCAAUCAAAAGGAAGAAGGCAGAGUCAUCGCAGACUGGGUUAAUCGAAGAGAUUGUUACAGUAAAGCAAGUUCAAUUUCAGAAACAGGAUCAUGAUAGUUGUGAGAAAAAAUCUGAAGACAAGCAGGUCAACUUCAGUAAAGAGCUUAAAAGCAUUUCACAGAAGCAAAUGAUUAAUAUUGCCGAACAGAAGAAAACUGAAGAAGAUAAACAGAACAUUUUGAAAGAAAUUCAAGAUAACCUCGAAAAGAAAUCCAGAGGAUCCAACCCAGAAAGUAUUGCCCAGAAAUCAAUCAAAGAGAAGGACUCCGAUAGUUCGCAAUCUGGGUUAAAGAAAAAAAAGAAGCAUGACAAAUGCGAAAUGAUUUCAAAAGGAUCCAAGCCAGAAAACAAAGCUUUGAAGUCAAUCAAAAGGAAGAAGGCAGAGGCAUCGCAGACUGGGUUAAUCGAAGAGAUUUUUACAGUAAAGCAAGUCCAAUUUCAGAAACAGGAUCAUGAUAGUUGUGAGAAGAAAUCUGAAGACAAGCGGGACAACUUCAAGGAAAAUUUAAAAAAAGCAAAGUUCGAAAACAUUGAACAGGAGCCAAUUCAGCAAUCUAUUAAUGACCAAAAGAAAAAUUCUUUGACAUUGCAAGACAUAAUUCAAAACCAGAAUAAAGAAAAUCACAAAAUGUUAAAAGAAAAUCGGGACACUUACGUAAAGAUUUCAAAAGGAUCCAAGCCAGAAAACAAAGCUUUGAAGCCAAUCAAAAUGAAGGCAGAAGCAUCGCUGACUUGGUUCAUCGAAGAGAUUGUUCCAGAAAAGCAAGUCGUUUUUGAGAAACAGAAUCAAGAUACUUGUGGGAAGAAAUCAGAAGACAAGCAGGUCAACUUCAGUGAAAAGUUUAAAAGCAUUUCACAAAAGCAAGUACAGCAAAUGAUUAAUAAUGUCGGACAGAAGAAUACUGAAGAAGAUAAGCAGAACAUUUUGAAUGAAAUUCAAGAUAACCUCGAAAAGAAAUCUAGAGGAUCCAAGCCAGAAAGCAUUGCCCAGAAGUCAAUCAAAGAGAAGGACUCCGAAAGAUCGCAAUCUGGGUUAAGGAAAAAAGAAAAGCAUGUUAAUUGUGAAAAGAUUUCGAAAGGAUCCAAGCGAGUAAACAAAGCCUUGAAGCCAAUCAAAAGGAAGAAGGCAGAGGCAUCGCUGAUUGGGUUAAUCGAAGAGAUUGUUCCAGUAAAGCAAGUCUUUUUUGAGAAACAGAAUCAAGAUUGUUGUGAGAAGAAAUCGGAAGACAAGCAGGACAGCUUCAAGGAAAAUUUAAAAGAAGCAAAGUUCGAAAACAUUGAACAGGAGACAAUUCAGCAAUCCAUUAAUGACCAAAAGAAAAAUUCUUUGACAUUGCAAGACAUAAUUCAAAACCAGAAAAAAGAAAAUCACAAAAUGUUAAAAGAAAAUCGGGACACUUACGUGAAGAUUUCGAAAGGAUCCAAGCCAGGAAAUACAAAUUUGAAGCCAAUCAAAAAAAAGACAGCAGGAGAAGCAUCGCUAACUGGGUUAAUCGAAAAAAUUGUUCCAGUAAAGCAAGUUCAAAACUGGGAUCAAGAUAAUGGUAAAAAUAAAUCAAAAGAAAAAUAUGAAAAUAUUACACAGGAGCUAAUUAACAAAACAACAAAUGGAAAACAGGAAAAAGUUCAGCCAUCGCAAUAUGACUUAAUCGGAAGGAUUGUUCCUAUAAAACCAGUCGCAAUUUGUAAAGAGAUAAAUUGUGAGACAAAUUUGAAACAAUCCAAGCCAGAAAAUACUACGCUGUAUCAGAACUGUGUGAAUAAUAUAAAGCCUGAAGAGAGUUUCAAAGCGCAAAUCUCCAAGAGUCCACUGAACCAAGUCUAUGAUGAUCAGUCAAAGCAAAUUAAUUGCUCGGAGAAAAUUUUAGAAAAGAGUGCGCAGAAACUAAACGAGGAAGUAAAUAAUACACAAGAAAUAAGAGUCGAAACAUCAAAGUCUGGGUUGAUCGGGCGUAUUCUUCCAGUAAUGCAUGUCGUAAUUGAUGAAGAGGAAAACAAGCGGGACAGUUGCACGAAAAAUUCAAAGAGAAAGCGCGAACCAAUUGAAAUGCAGGCAGUCCAACUGGAAAAUAAUGUAAAAAAAGUGAAAACGGUUGAAUCGGAGCUGAAAAAGCUUAAAAUGUCUAAUUUGGUAAAGCCUACACAACUCGUAGCUCCAGGAAAGGUUACAAUUUGCCAGAGUGACACUGGGAUAACAAACAGCAACUAUGAGAAUAAUAUAUCACCACUACACCAGGAAAAUUCAGCAGAGCAAAAUCAACUGCACGGUUCUAUGGAUGAGAUGCUAAACGAACGUUGGCGAAAGAUGAAAGCAAAAGUUGAGAAGAGUGAAAACAAAAUACGCUCCCAGUUCAUGCGAUGUACUGAGUAUGUAUUGAUAAAUGAAGGAAUGGAGGAAUUGACUGAGGAGCCAAUGCAAACUAAGAAGGCUGACGAAAUAAGCCAAACAUCAUUGAUUGGAAAGUUAAAGUCCCUUUUGAAACGUCGCCUGACCUGCCAUUUUUAAAUAGACCAGCUUUUUUUUUAACUUUGAUUUUUUCAAUUGUACAAUGUAAAAGUAAAAUACGUUGACAAUUUGUUUUUGGAUUUGCUCUUUUGCAUUAAAUGAAUAACCAUUACU
Molecule: messenger RNA, 4713 nt
Organism: Drosophila nasuta
Lineage: Eukaryota; Metazoa; Arthropoda; Insecta; Diptera; Drosophilidae
Product: centlein-like
Exons: 2
Coding region: 94-4599 (1501 amino acids)
Source: RefSeq, a predicted model, not a curated record